GGCGCAUAGCAACCAAUGAGAAUGAUGGAAAUGUAGGUGAUUUCUCCAGACUGAAUAAGUAGGAGCACAUCUCAUUUUACGAUCUCAUUGUGAAGGCUUUUGAGUUAGAAGGUGUUAGUUUCAGUCAUUUUGGGUUGUUAAGCAAACAAAUAAGCAAGAAUGAGGGAGAUUGUGCAUUUACAGGCUGGACAGUGCGGCAACCAGAUUGGUGCCAAGUUCUGGGAAGUCAUUAGUGACGAGCAUGGAAUUGACCCAACAGGCAGUUACCAUGGCGACAGUGACCUUCAGCUGGACAGAAUUAAUGUUUAUUAUAAUGAAGCCUCAGGUGGAAAGUAUGUUCCACGUGCUGUACUGGUGGAUUUGGAGCCUGGUACAAUGGACUCUGUGAGGUCCGGUCCAUUUGGUCAGAUCUUCAGACCAGACAACUUUGUUUUCGGCCAGAGUGGUGCUGGAAACAACUGGGCUAAGGGCCAUUAUACCGAAGGAGCUGAGCUGGUUGACUCAGUUUUGGAUGUGGUUCGGAAAGAGGCGGAGAGUUGUGACUGUCUGCAGGGCUUCCAGCUCACUCACUCCUUGGGUGGAGGUACAGGGUCUGGUAUGGGUACCCUCCUCAUUAGCAAAAUCCGUGAAGAGUACCCUGACCGUAUCAUGAACACCUUCAGCGUGGUGCCCUCUCCUAAAGUCUCAGACACAGUGGUAGAGCCCUACAAUGCCACACUGUCGGUCCAUCAGCUGGUGGAAAACACAGAUGAGACCUACUGUAUCGAUAACGAAGCCCUUUAUGACAUCUGCUUCCGCACUCUUAAACUCACAACACCUACAUAUGGUGACCUCAACCACCUCGUCUCUGCCACCAUGAGCGGUGUCACUACCUGCCUGAGGUUUCCCGGUCAGUUGAACGCAGAUCUCCGUAAACUGGCAGUGAACAUGGUGCCCUUCCCCCGUCUGCACUUCUUCAUGCCCGGCUUCGCUCCUCUGACCAGCAGAGGCAGCCAGCAGUACCGCGCCCUGACUGUUCCCGAGCUCACCCAGCAAAUGUUCGACGCCAAAAACAUGAUGGCUGCCUGCGACCCCCGUCACGGCCGCUACCUGACAGUGGCAGCUGUGUUCCGUGGCCGUAUGUCCAUGAAGGAGGUGGAUGAGCAGAUGCUCAAUGUUCAGAACAAGAACAGCAGCUACUUCGUAGAAUGGAUCCCCAACAACGUCAAGACCGCCGUCUGUGACAUUCCACCUCGUGGUCUCAAAAUGGCUGCCACCUUCAUCGGCAACAGCACUGCCAUCCAGGAGCUGUUCAAGAGAAUCUCUGAGCAGUUCACGGCCAUGUUCAGGCGCAAGGCUUUCCUGCAUUGGUACACAGGAGAGGGCAUGGACGAGAUGGAGUUCACAGAGGCUGAGAGCAACAUGAACGACCUGGUGUCCGAAUACCAGCAAUACCAGGAUGCCACCGCUGAGGAGGAAGGAGAGUUUGAGGAGGAGGGUGAAGAGGAGCUUGCUUAAGUUAACACUUCUGCUGUUUUCCAUGGUGUUUUUGUUUUCCUUUUUCAAAACUUGUCCCUCGUUUAAAUUUUUUCUUACUGCAUUUUCUGUCACUUAAAACCUUCAGUUGUUCCUUUUUCAUGUAAAUGUUAAUAAAACAAAUACAAGAAAUUCA
Molecule: messenger RNA, 1651 nt
Organism: Ctenopharyngodon idella (grass carp)
Lineage: Eukaryota; Metazoa; Chordata; Actinopteri; Cypriniformes; Xenocyprididae
Gene: tubb4bb
Product: tubulin, beta 4B class IVb
Exons: 4
Coding region: 160-1497 (445 amino acids)
Biological process (GO): microtubule cytoskeleton organization; mitotic cell cycle
Cellular component (GO): cytoplasm; microtubule
Molecular function (GO): GTP binding; structural constituent of cytoskeleton; GTPase activity
Source: RefSeq, a predicted model, not a curated record